Molecule: messenger RNA, 961 nt
Organism: Penaeus chinensis
Lineage: Eukaryota; Metazoa; Arthropoda; Malacostraca; Decapoda; Penaeidae
Product: Kv channel-interacting protein 1-like
Exons: 5
Coding region: 1-897 (298 amino acids)
Molecular function (GO): calcium ion binding
Source: RefSeq, a predicted model, not a curated record
AUGUAUGGAAUGGUGGGAGGAAGCGGGGGCGGGGGGGGCGGAGGGGGAGGGGGCGGGGGGGGAGGCAAGUCGAACCGCAGGUCAACGCACAGGUCGCAGUCGGGUCCCGGGUCAGCCAACGCGACGGGGGGAGGAGGCGGAGGAGGGGGGGUGCAGCGCCCCGCUCGCUCCCUGUACAGGAGACUCCUCUGCUUCAUCAAGCAGGCGUGGACAGGAGUCAAGUUUGGGUCAGACUCCGAACUCGAGAUCAUCGAACAGGAACCACGCUACCGACCCGAAGACAUCAACGCCCUCUGCCGCACCACCCAUUUCACGAGGCCCGAGCUGCAGCGCCUCUACAGGAGCUUCAAGGAUCGGUGUCCUACGGGAGUCGUGCGCGAAGACGCCUUCAAGGAACUGUACUUUCAGAUGUUUCCAAAGGGAGCGUGCACAAGCAAGUAUCCUCAUUACGUCUUCAAUAAUUUGGAUAAAGAAAACACCGGCGUAAUAAACUUCGAGGACCUCAUCACCCUCCUGUCCCGUCUCUCCCGCGGGUCCCUGAACGACCGCCUCCAGUGGAUCUUCAGCCUGUACGACCUCAACGGCGACGGAUGCAUCACCCGCCAGGAGAUGACGGACGUGGUGCAGGCGGUGUACGACCUCAUGGGCAAGCAGACCGACACGCCGGUGGAUGAGCAGACGGUCGGACAGAAAGUGGAGAUGCUGUUCACGACGCUGGACCUGAACAAAGACGGCGUCAUCACCCUGGACGAGUUCACCGAGGCGUGCGCGCGGGACAGCACCAUCGUGUACAACAUCGACGCCAUGCUCCACUGCGACAUCGCCGUCCUGAACUCGAGCGACGUCUCCUCUGAUGUCACGUCUUCGGAUCCCCCUCCGCGAGCCAUCAGGAGGUGACGUCACUAAUCGAGAUCGACGUCGGGAGGUGAUGACGUCACUCACGUAAUCGAAGACAAGGGAU